Ceratina calcarata is the source of this 1033-nucleotide messenger RNA. It is a transcript of the gene Hmgcl, whose product is annotated as hydroxymethylglutaryl-CoA lyase. The transcript has a single exon. Gene Ontology annotation, biological process: ketone body biosynthetic process; L-leucine catabolic process. Gene Ontology annotation, molecular function: hydroxymethylglutaryl-CoA lyase activity. Bases 17 to 970 code for a protein of 317 amino acids. The record is from RefSeq and is a predicted model, not a curated record. Lineage: Eukaryota; Metazoa; Arthropoda; Insecta; Hymenoptera; Apidae.
GAACAUAAAUCGCAGAAUGUUUAAAAUUAUUCGAAGAAAUAAUUUGUCUACGGAAAAGAUCAGAUCAUUCAGCAACUUCGUAAAAGUAGUCGAAGUCGGUCCUCGAGAUGGACUGCAAAAUGAGAAAAACAUAGUGCCGACUAAAGUUAAAAUUGAACUCAUCGAUAAACUAACGGAAAGUGGUUUAAGAACCAUAGAAGCGACCAGUUUUGUCUCUCCAAAAUGGGUUCCACAAAUGUCGGACAACGCUCAAGUUUAUCAGAAUAUUAAUAAAAAGCCGAACGUUUCAUAUCCCGUUCUGGUACCGAAUGCAAAAGGCUUAGACGAUGCCCUAAAAGUCGGCGUAAAGGAGAUAGCUAUAUUCAGCGCCGCAUCUGAGGCGUUUUCGAAAAAAAAUACUAACUGUUCCAUCGACGCUGCCGUGGAAAAAGCCAAAUUGGUUAUCGAGGAAGCGUUGAAGCACGAUAUCAAAGUCAGAGGAUACAUAUCCUGUGUCGUUGGUUGCCCUUAUGAGGGUGAAAUUAAGUCGACGAUCGUUGCCAAUUUAGCAGCGGCUUUACUGCAAUACGGAUGUUAUGAGAUCUCUCUGGGAGACACUAUAGGUGUGGGAUCGCCUAACAAAAUAAACAAUUUGUUACACGACUUGGAGAAUGUGUCUAGCGAUAUGAAAAAAUUCGCGCUUCACUGUCACGACACUUAUGGCCAGGGUUUAGUUAACGUUUACGCAGGACUCGAACGCGGCAUACGAGUUUUCGACUCGUCCGUAGCCGGACUCGGAGGUUGUCCAUACGCGAAUGGAGCUACCGGGAAUAUCGCUACUGAAGACUUGCUUUAUCUCUUACACGGGCAAGGAUUAGAAACCGGAGUAGAUCUUAAUGAAAUAGUUAAAAUAGGAGAGUUCAUCUGUAGUCAACUUCAACGGAGAAAUCAGUCUAAAGCGGGUGUCGCGAUUCUCUCUAAAAACAAUUAAAAAAAAUGUUCGUUAUUCCAAUUUUAUUUUUUUCUUAUUUUCGAAUUAAGAAACGAAUAUGAA